Molecule: messenger RNA, 5973 nt
Organism: Plasmodium reichenowi
Lineage: Eukaryota; Apicomplexa; Aconoidasida; Haemosporida; Plasmodiidae
Product: putative protein, unknown function
Exons: 11
Coding region: 1-5973 (1990 amino acids)
Biological process (GO): negative regulation of fatty acid biosynthetic process
Cellular component (GO): Cul4-RING E3 ubiquitin ligase complex; cytoplasm
Molecular function (GO): protein binding
Source: RefSeq, a predicted model, not a curated record
AUGAAAUAUAAUUCACACCAAAAUGAUAAUAUAUACAACGAUAUAAUAAAAUUAAAAUAUAAUAAAAACUAUUCUAAUUAUAUCCACCAAAAUGUUCAGUCUAAUAAAUUUUUCAUAAGUAGACUGAAAAAUACUAUGACCUUAGAUGGUCAUGCAUCAUUUGUUAAUAGACUCAAAUGGAAUGAUGAUAAUCAUUUAUUGGCCUCAUGUGGAAGUGAUAGAAAAGUUUUAAUAUGGAAUAUAAAUUCAUAUAACUAUAAACCUAAGCCAAAAUAUAUAGUGAACACUAAUCAUGUAAGUAGCAUCUUUGGAGUCUCAUUUAUUGAUAAUGAUUUUGUUAUAACGGGUGCUAUGGAUAAACAAGUUCAUGUUUAUAAUAUUCACGAUGCUUCAUAUAAGGUCAUUCAUAAUUGUCAUUUAAAAACGGUAAGACAUAUUGCUACAAUUCCAAAGGAAAAUAAAAAUAUAUUUUGGUCUAGUUCAGACGAUGGUACUGUAAGACAAUAUGACACAAGAGAGAAGCAUAUAUGUGUAUCUCCAAAUUGCCGAAAUGUUAUAAUAAAUUUGAAUAGAAUUGGAGACCAAUAUUAUUCCCAAAAAAAUCCUGAAGAAAGGUUAUACUAUAGAAUGAAAUUUCAAAGUCAUUACACGAAAAAUACAUAUGAACUCAUAAGAGCGAUGAAUGAACAAAAGUUUUGUAAUGUGAAUGUUCCCAUACAAGCUAGAUGUAUAGCUGUAAAUCCAAUUUUUAACAACUACAUUGGAGUAUGCUCUAACGAUAUGCUAUCGAGAGUUUAUGACAGACGAAUGCUAGGGAAGUUCUCAUUAAACGAAAAAAUGACUUUAAGGAGUUGUAUUCCUUCAGAUACAUAUUAUCCAAAACAUCUAUGGAAUUAUAUUGAUGAAGAAAGCGAUUUUAGGAUAAAUUAUCAUCUUUUUUAUAGUACAGAUUUAGGUUGGUCUAAUGAUGGUAAAUAUUUAGGUGUGACAUAUAAUACAGAACAUGUAUAUUUAUAUGAUUUUUUAAAUAGAGAAGAAGAAAGAAGUUUAAAUUAUAACCUUAUAGAUAAUGAUACUAAAUUCGACUAUAACAAAAGUUUUGAUAUAUUAUUUCCACCACAUGAUAUUAAGGAUGGAUAUAUGUAUUGGGAUAAUAUAAAAAAUGAUAGAAAUAGGAUGAAAGAGUAUUUUGAUUAUAUUAAUGAUAUGUCAUUAAUACAAGAUAUUGAAAAAUCAGCUAUAUUAGCUUAUGAUAAUAAAGAAUAUUAUAAAGCAGAAUAUUUAUAUAACAAUUGUUUAAAUUUGUCAAGAAAUAAAAAUAUUAGAAAAAUUUUAUAUUGUAAUUUAGCUAUGGUUUUAAUACAAAGAAAAGCAAGAAAUGAUGGUUAUUUAGCUGAACAGUAUGCAUUAGAAGCUUUAAAAUUAGAUCCAAAUUAUUACAAAGCUGUAUAUAGAAGAAUUCAAGCAAAUAUUAUUAAUAAUAGAUUAAUAAAUGCCUACAGAAUUACAUUAUCAGCUUGUUCACAUUUUAAAGGUGUUUUUGAAUUUAUUUACUUAAGAAAAAAAAUUAGAAGAACAUUGUAUCAUAUUUAUAAGGAUAAAAUAUAUUCCUAUUGGAGAAAUCAAAAUAAUGACACUGAAGAUUCUAAACAACCAUAUUAUUAUUCUACGAUAAAAAAACAAACUAGUAAAGUUCAACAAAAAGACGAAAAAGAAAGAAUCCAAGAUAAUUGUUCUGAAUUCUUAGAUAUAAGUGACAAUACUGCUUAUAGUUAUGAUAGUAUACGUACUGAUGAUAGUGAUUUUACGGAUGACCCUUAUGGAAGCGAUUACCUAGAUUGUUCAGAUAAAACUAGAAAGAUGAGCACUUUAGGAGAAAAGGAAAUAAAACAAAGAGAGAAAAAUUUGAACAUGGAAAGUAAACAUGUGGAGAGUGUAAAUAUGGACAGCGUAAAUGUGGAGAGUGUAAAUAUGGACAGCGUAAAUGUGGAGAGUGUAAAUAUGGACAGCGUAAAUGUGGAGAAUGAAAAUAUGGACAGCUUAAAUGUGGAACGUAUAAAUGAAGAGAGUGUAAAUCUAAUAAAUGAUAAAAGAAGAUAUAAUAAUCCCCAAAAUAGUGGCCAUGUAAAUAUUGAGAAUGAUAGAAGUGAAACCACAUAUAAAGAAAUAAAAGAAGAUAAUGAUUUAGGAAAAAAAAAGGAAGAGAACAAUAAGUAUAAUGAAAACUAUAAGAUCAAUAAAAAAAAUAUAGAAAAAAAUGACACUUGUAAUAAUAAUAAUUAUGAUAAUGUACUGAUGAUAAGUGAAAUGAAAAAAAUAAAAGAAAAGGAAAAAAAAGAAAGGGAAUUAAAAAAAGCAUUAUCUUUAAAAAGAAGAAAAAAAUAUACAAAUAUAAUUGAUAUUAUUGCUUCAGAAGAAUUAUAUAGUCUUCCAAAUUCUUAUCCUUUUUUCUUAAUAUAUUAUGUAAGUUUCUGUUAUAGAAAUUCUAUAAACGCAUGGAAUGGAUGGCCAUCUUUUAAUGAUUUAUAUAAAACCUAUAAUAUAUGCGAGAAAAUAUUGAAAGAAAAAAAAAGAAAAGAUAAGAAAGGAAAAAAUAACAAAAGUAUUAAAAGAAUUAAUUGUAACUACGAAUAUAUUUUCAAACACAAAGAAGCCGAAAAUAUAUCUUAUUUUAAUAAAAAAGAUAAAAAGAAUAUAUUAAAAAAUAAUUACUCAAACAAGUUUAUGAAGAAUAAUAUGUUAAAGGAUAGUUCCAAAAGAAAAAAAAUUCGUAAAUCGUCUCAAUCUGAUAUAUAUGAAGAAUAUAAAAAAAUUAAAAAAAAUCAAAAAAAUUUUCAUUUGAACAAUAGUGAUGAUCAUAAUAUAGAACAUAUUUCUGGACAUAGAGAUGAAACAUAUAUUCUGGAUAACACUAAUAUAUAUGAUGAUGAUAAUAAUAAUAAUAAUAAUAAUACGAAUGAUAUAACAAAAUAUAAUAAAAAGGGAAAAAACAAAAUAUCACACACACAAAAAAAUACUAAUACAAACACACACAUACAAUUUAACGAGAACAAAGAAGAGGAAAUAAAGACAUCAAAUAAUAUAUUGAAAUUUAAUAAAAGAAAUAAAGAUAUAUAUGAAGAUGUAAAAAGCGAUGAACCAAAGGAAAGAUAUGCAUGGCUAGAAGAAAAAUGUUUUAUAGGGAAAAAAAAAAGAAAACAUGGGAAAAAACAAAACACAAUGGAUAUAAAAAGAAAUGCAUAUUUAAAAAAAAAAAGAAAGAGAAAAAAUUUAACAGAUGAUGAUAAUUAUAAUGAUGGUGACAAAGAUAAUGAUAAUAAUAAUGAUAAUAAUGAUAAUAAUGAUAAUAAUAAUAAUAAUAAUAAUAAUCAAAAUAAUUAUUAUCUUCAUUAUGGUUUUUUAUCUGCUUUAUACAAUAGAACUCAUUCUCAUGACAAUGAUAAAGAACGGGACAGAAAAGAAAAUUUAAAAAACGAAAUUAGUUAUAUUUUAGAAGAAUUAUCUAAAAAAAAUUCUCCCAAAAAUUUAGUCAGAAUAAAUAUAUACCACGAAGCUUAUCACACUGUAACAAUGAAUCAACUUUACGGAUACAAUGAAAGUUCUUUUCACUUGAACAAUGUAUCUUUGAAUGUUUCUGUAAACAACGAAAGGAAUAGUGUAACUAAUGAGGAAACAUAUGAGAAUAAUGGAAAUUAUGAAUAUGCGGAUACAAGUAUAUAUAACGAAAGCAAUGUAGAUAUUAUGAAUAGUUGGGAUAAUAUGAAUUAUUCAGAAAAUUUUGUCCGUACAAACGUUUCAGAUAAUACCUUGAGUAUAGGGCAUUAUAGCAAUACGGAUGUUACUAACAUUACAGAUAAUGUUAACAGUAAUAAUGAUAAUAAUAAUGAUGAUAAUAAUGAUAAUAAUAGUGAUGAUAAUAAUGAUGAUAAUAGUGAUAAUAAUAAUGAUGAUAAUAAUGAUAAUAAUAAUGAUGAUAAUAAUGAUAAUAAUAAUGAUGAUAAUAAUGAUAAUAAUAAUAAUAAUGAUCAAAAUAAUGAUAAUAACCAAAAUGUCGAGGAAAAUAAAAUAAUUGGAAAAGUGGAAUCUGUGUCUCAGGAAUUAUAUAACAAUUAUAAAAUCGAUGAUAUUCAAUUAGGUAAUUACAUAGAUACAUUAUUAGUAGGCAAUAAUUAUAAAAUUAAUAAUAAUAUGUUAGCUUCCUGUUAUGGAACUUCUAUUAGAAGUAACAAUACAUCUAAUUUAGGAAUAAAUAUGAAUCAAAUUAUACCAUAUGAUGAUAAUUCUAUUAUAGUGGGUAGUCCAAUCACUAAAAAUUAUUAUCUAUACAUUAAUAACUUUUAUGAUUUUGUUUAUAAUUAUAAUAAAAAUAAUAUCAUUAGAAAGAAUAUUAACCAUUCCAAUAAUAAUAAUAAUAAUAAUAAUAAUAAUAUGUACAAACUACAAAAGAACACAACAAGUUACCACAAUUCAUCAAGCUACUAUAGUGAUAUAUCUGAUUGGAAUAAUAAUCAGAUACCUAAAAAUAAACUACACAAAAAGGGGUAUAAAUAUUAUUCUAAUGACUGCGAGGUAUGCAGUAAAAAAUAUAAUAAAGUGAAAGAAGAAAAAGAAAAUAAAAGAAAAAAAAAAAAAGUAAAAAAAGAAGAAGAAAGAAAAUUUAGUGAUACUGAAAAAAAAAAUAUAAGUGAUAAAGAAAAACAAUGGAAUGAUGUAAAAAAAAAAAUGUCUUCGUAUUAUAAAAAUGAAUAUGAUAUGAGAUAUUAUGAAAAGUAUAGGACGGGAAAAAAAAAGAAACAACAAAAUAAAGACUGUUCUUAUAAAAAGGAUAAAACUAAUAGUGAUGGUGAUAAUAGUAGUAAUGAUAAAAUAGGGGAUGAUGUAAAUCAUAAUAUUAUGGGAUUCUUUGAAAAAUCCUCUGGUAGGAAUGAAGACAUUUUAAAUAUAAAGAAGAAGAAGAAGGAAAAAAAAAAAAAGGAUUCAAAUAAAAAAUCAGAUCCUCUAGAAUAUUCUAAAAUGAAUAUAGAAAAUUAUAAUUUAAAAAGAAAUAUAAAGAAGAAAGAAGAAGAAAGUCAUGAUAUGUCAGGUAUAUAUAAAAGAUAUUUUGACAAAUCUACUAAUAAUAAUUCUCAACAUAAAGAAUAUAUAAUACAUGAUUCAGAUAAUCUAGUAUAUAAAAUCAAUGUAGAAGAUAUAGAUAAAAAUAAUAUGAAUAAAAUAAUAGCUUCUAAUGAAAAAUAUUUAUUAAAUAAUGGAGAAAUUGCAAAUUUUAAAUUUGACCCUUAUUCAAAUAAUAUUGAGACUGAUGAAUCAGAUAGUAGUAACUUAUCUAAAGUAAGCUAUAAAUCAAGUUCAUCUUAUGAACAUCAGUUUUAUGAUAGUUUUUAUAAUAAUAUUCAAUACGAGGACAGAAAAAAACACUCAAACAUUUAUGUAUUUAAAGAAAGAAAAAAAAUAAAAAAUUAUGUAGAAAAAAUUCAAGAUCCUUUAUGGGUGCCCAAAGGAACGUGCAAGAGGUUUUUGGGACAUUCUAAUACUGCGUGGGAAAUGAAGGAAUUGGCAUUUUGGAAUGAUGACGUUAUAUUGGCUGCUUCUGAUAAUGGCGAGGUUUAUUUUUGGAGUAUAAAAGAUGGAAAAUUAUUAAAUGUUAUAAAGAGUCAUGCGCGUCACGUAAAUUGUGUUCAAGUACAUCCACGAGGAACAUGUUUAGCCACAAGUGGUCUUGAAAAUUAUAUAAAAAUAUGGAAACCCCAUGACACUGCUGAAUUUGUUUUUGUAAUAAAAAAUGAACAACAUAUAUAUAUUAAAAUGAAUACCUUAGACAAAAGUGUUGAACAAAGGUUGUCUGAAAACCAAAAACAUAUAGAAUCGUCAUACAUGGAUUAUUAUAAUUUUAUUAAUUUUUCACCCGUUCUUCAAAAAGCAAACGACUAUAUGAAUUAUUUUGACAGCAUUUCUGACAACUCUGUUCAAUAA